Molecule: messenger RNA, 1453 nt
Organism: Drosophila rhopaloa
Lineage: Eukaryota; Metazoa; Arthropoda; Insecta; Diptera; Drosophilidae
Exons: 2
Coding region: 75-1433 (452 amino acids)
Source: RefSeq, a predicted model, not a curated record
AGAAGAAAUCAGAACGUUAUAAGUAAAAGCUUUAAGGAUUCAAAAUUAAAACUGCUUUUGGCGAACAAAGAAGAAUGCUAUCCUAUAGAGUUCAUGGAAUGCGAAAAGGACAUUCCUGGCCAGAAGUGAGAAUUUGUCAGGUCCAAAAUCAUAGUCGCUUAUGUUGUAUUUUGAGGAAAGCAUUAAAGUUAAAUGUGCAGGCGGAAGCCAUAAAAAAACAUGAGGUUAAACAACAAACUAAGAUUAGAGUAAAACCGGAGGUACCGCCAAAACCAAAGCGAAAGGUGAAAUCAGUGGUUAAAGAAGAACAAGUGGCAAAGUCAGGAAUUGAACCACUACCAGAGAUUGUAAACGAAUCGGUGGCUAUACCAAAUCUUGAGGGUAUAACAAAUGCAGAGGUUAUAGGACAAGCCGAGGAUAGAGCAAAACUAAUGCCGGAAUCAAAAGCAGAGGAUGUUUUACAGAUUAAGCCAGAUGUUAUUUCAGCGGUUAUAGCAAAUCUAAAGGUUAUACCAAAACCAGAGGUUAUGAUACAAGCAGAGCAGACAAAACGUGAGGAUAUACCACAGAAUAAACAAGAGGUUAUAACAAAUCUGAAUGCUCUACUCAAACCAGCGGGUAUUGCAAAACCAGAGGCCAUCGCAAAAGGAAAAAAGAUGCCAACAACUAUGUCCCAGUCAAGACCCGAGGCUAUUUCAAAAACUAAACUAAAGGGUAUAAAAGAGUUUAGGUCAACAAAAAAGGAUAUAGAAAAUCCAUACGUUAAGACCAAACAGGAGGUUAUACCAUUAAAGAAAGUGGAGGUUAAAACACUAGAAAUUGAAUCGCACAUUAAGCCAGAACUGAUGUCACAAAUCAAGUCAGAUGUUAUAAGGCAGACUGAAGAGGAUGUGAUUCCUAAGCUCAAAAAGAGGCCUAAGCAAAAACACCAACCAAACCCAAAAAUGAUGUUCAAAAAAUUAAUCGCUGGGGCUAAAACAAAAGAGGUUAAAGCCAAACUGGAGACCGAGAUGAAGACCGAUUUUCAUGAACACCAUGCCGUCGGAGAUGAAGUGAAGUCAGCUGAUAAUUUGAUCGAGGAGUGGCGACGUUAUUAUGUCAAAUUCCUGAAGGACUUGCAGCAUUACGAACCCCAGGCUAAUCAAACACCAGGCGAUGUGCCCAAAAUAAAACAGGUUAAAACAAAACUGGAGGCCGAGUUGAAGGGCGAUCUUAAUGAGCAGCACUCCAUCGGGAAUGGAUUGGAGUCAGCCGAUGAUUUGAUCAAGGAGUGGCGACGCUAUCAUGCCAGUUUCCUGAGGCAAAGGCAGCGGUACGAACAGAUCUACCGCGAUCGCCUGGAGAUGAUCCGCGAACUGGGUAAAAUUGGCGAGGGAUUGCACCAGAUGCGCCAGGACUUCGCCCGCUGCAACGUUCCCCAUGUUCGCCAUUAAAAAUAAACUAUUUUCGAUGU